AGCACAGGACUCGGUUUCCCAGGUUACGUUGCUUCUUGUGUGUCCGCCAUAUUGCCUUCGCCUAAACGCGCUGGCUGGAUCGUCUCUUACAACUGAAAAUAGGUCCAGUGAUGACUCAGACAGUUCAGACCAAUGGGGUCCAACCCCUCAGCAAGACUUGGGAGCUGAGUCUGUACGAGCUACAGAGGACUCCACAGGAGGCUAUCACAGAUGGACUGGAAAUAGCAGUGUCACCCAGGUCCUUGCACAGUGAACUUAUGUGUCCUAUCUGUCUGGACAUGCUGAAGAACACAAUGACGACCAAAGAAUGUUUGCAUCGCUUCUGUGCUGAUUGCAUCAUCACAGCUUUGAGAUCUGGUAAUAAAGAGUGUCCUACCUGUCGUAAGAAGCUGGUGUCCAAGAGAUCGCUGCGCCCAGACCCCAAUUUUGAUGCUCUGAUUAGUAAGAUUUACCCGAGCCGUGACGAGUACGAAGCCCACCAGGAAAGAGUUUUGGCCCGCAUCAGCAAACACAACAACCAGCAAGCCUUAUCCCACAGCAUAGAAGAAGGGCUGAAGAUACAGGCUAUGACCAGACUACAGCGUGGUAAGAGACACACAGUGGAGAACGGCAGUGGAGCUGAGGAUAAUGGAGACUCGUCCCACUGUAGCAACGCUUCCGUCCACAGCAACCAGGAGGCUGGGCCGAGCAUCAAGCGCACCAAGACGAGCGACGACAGCGGUUUGGACAUGGAUAACGCUGCUGAGAACGGGGGCGGGGACUCGGUGAUUGAUGGUGGUGCCAGUGAAAUAGAGCUGGUCUUUAGGCCACACCCCACCCUGAUGGAGAAGGAUGACGGUCACAACAGUGUGGAGUUUGUCCCUCGCUACAUAAAGACGUCCGGUAACGCCACAGUGGAUCACCUGUCUAAAUACCUGGCUGUGCGACUGGCUCUGGAGGAGCUGAGGAGAAAUGCUGAAGCCAGUCCUGUUAAUGUGGAGGCAGCUUCAGAGAAACAGUACACCAUCUACAUACCUACAGCUGGAAACCAGUUCACUGUUCUGAAUGGUUCCUUCUCCCUGGAACUGGUCAGUGAAAAGUACUGGAAGGUCAACAAACCCAUGGAGCUCUACUUUGCCCCUACUAAAGAACACAAGUAGACGGGCAGGAAAACACACACACACGCGCGCGCACACACUGACACACACACACACACACACACACUCAGAGGAAAAUCAAAUGCAUGGACAUGGCGACCUGUGCGGCACACAGAAUCAAGAGCAGAAGUGUAUUUCUGAAGGAGAUGAACAGGGUUGACUAAAACCCUCAAAAGGACUCUUGUACAUAGAAGAAACCCCUUGUUUUAUAUUAUCUGUAUCCGUGUUGUUUCUAUCUUAGUAUGAUGUAGCAGAUCAGAACAGCAGCCAACAGACUAGACUGCUGACAGUAACUGUGGAUUCUCUCCAAACAAAUCCAGGGUCCAUCUAUAGCGUGAAGUUAAAAGCACAUGGGUAUACUGUCUUCAUCUGAAUGGCCUUUAGGCCGGGACUCAAGGGUCUGUUUGACUUUGGAAGCGACCCUGCAUCACAUGGGUGACAUGUGACUGGAUGUAGGGCCUUAAAAACCAGGACCAGCUCUGUCCAAACAGUGUAGGAGCACACGAUCACUGCCGGUGACCUCCAGGAUAUCAGAAUGAUGUGCAGUGUUAAAAUGCCUGUGAACAGUUUCCCAUGCAUUAAUGGGCCAUGUAAGAUGCAUCUCACAUGCAUGGAAGUAAAUAAAAGUAAAUAUGUGAAUAUGUGUUGCAUUGAAAUGUGUUUCUGUUAGAACACUCUUCUAUAUAUAAAUAUGGUGGCACGGUUAGGUCCUGAGUUCGACUCCACCGUCCGGCCUUGCUGUGUUUUGUUUGUGUGGGUUCUCUCCCGGUACUCUCAGAACAUCCCAGUUGGUUAGGUUAACUGGUGAUUGUGAAUGGCCCACAGGUUUGAAUGGUUGCUCGCCCUGUGACAGACCUGUCGGGGGCGUGCCCCGCCUCUCGCCCUGUGGUAGCUGGGAUACGCUCCAGCAUCCCCGCAAUCCUGAUAAGUGGAAGAGAAUCUUGCCACGUGAAAGUUUACGUGAAAAUGGAAUCAAACCAGCAGAUUUGGUCGUCUUGUCAUGUUGACGAGCACAGCUGGUUUAUGAACCCUGAUUUGAGUUGGAGAAUCUCAGUUGCCCUGAUCUGCUGCCAGUAGGAACAAACUGUCUUCUAAUAUCUGUGGCUGCUCUCUAUGGCUCAUCCUUUUAUAAAUGUCUUUUGUAACAGUAUUUGUGAUCGGAGGCUUGGACAGUUUGACCUUUACAGUAUUCUGUUUGCUGAGGGUGGCUGUCCAUCACAGGGAGGUUGGCUCGUUGCUCUCACAGACACACCCUGGAGAAAUCUUUUGAUACAGUUUGUUUCAUUUUCCACCCAGCAGACAGGUUCCUGAGUGUUCAGAAGAGAAACUCCACCAAACGGGUGAUUCAUGAGUGAGUGGGAGUCUAAACGUGUACCGUAAAUGUUGUGACUUUGUCAACUUGAGUUCAGACUGGUUCCCAGUUGGUACAUUUCAACAAACCACAAACAUGUGCAGAGUUUGAGCUGUGUUGCUGGCUGGUGGGCUCACAGUAUGCUAGCGUGAGCUCACGCUCGGUUGCAUGGACACUACUUGUGAGUGAUUACUGAAAUGUGUUGGUGAGAAUGUGAAGGGAAUAAACUGUCAGUACAGCCUG
Molecule: messenger RNA, 2730 nt
Organism: Oreochromis aureus
Lineage: Eukaryota; Metazoa; Chordata; Actinopteri; Cichliformes; Cichlidae
Gene: rnf2
Product: ring finger protein 2
Exons: 9
Coding region: 111-1139 (342 amino acids)
Cellular component (GO): ubiquitin ligase complex; PcG protein complex
Molecular function (GO): ubiquitin protein ligase activity; chromatin binding
Source: RefSeq, a predicted model, not a curated record